Lotus japonicus is the source of this 2487-nucleotide messenger RNA. Its product is annotated as protein FAR1-RELATED SEQUENCE 5-like. NCBI's taxonomy places the organism in Eukaryota, Viridiplantae, Streptophyta, Magnoliopsida, Fabales, Fabaceae. The record is from RefSeq and is a predicted model, not a curated record. The coding region runs from base 1 to 2487 and encodes 828 amino acids. Gene Ontology annotation, biological process: regulation of DNA-templated transcription. Gene Ontology annotation, molecular function: zinc ion binding. The transcript is spliced from 3 exons.
AUGAAUGAGUCAAAUACUCAGGAAAGCACUUUGAUUCAGGGAUUGGAAGAGUUGUCCUUUUUUGCUGAAGUUGAAUGUUUAGAUUAUGGGAAUGGUUCUAUGCAAGGUAAAGAUGAUGAGUUGAAGUAUUUUGUUGAAGAUGAUGAGUUGAAAUAUUUCGGUGAAGAAGAUGAGUUGAAAGAUGAAAGUGGUGCGGGGUAUACUGUUGAUGAGCAAUGGUGUGAUAGCAACGAUGAAACCACGAAGGGUAACGAUGCCACUGAUAGCAUUCCAAUAGAUUGUGUAGGAGAUAUUUGUAGCAUUGAUUUGAAGACAUUUUUGCCACAACAAAUAUCUGUGUACGAUUUUGUGAAUCUAGAUGUUGCAUACUUGUUCUACGUCCAUUAUGGCAGGGCCAAUGGAUUUUGUGUCCGAAAAUACAAUGUUAUUAAAAGUCUGAAAACCGGGGACAUAUUGCAGCAAGACUUUGUUUGUAACAGGAAUGGUAGACGUGAAGUUAGGGGGUUGUCAGUGGAGCAAAGGAAACGAGAGCCUAAGCGAGAAACUAGAUGUGGUUGUAAGGCUAAGUUCAGGGUUCAUGUUGACAUUAUAAGUGGUCGAUGGUAUUGUACUUGCUUUACAGAUAAUCACAAUCAUGAGCUAUUUGAUGAUGUUGAGUGCGGAAUGCAGGCACCUCAUAGGAAGAUGAAUUUGAGUGAUAUAGCUCAGAUGAAUAGCUACAGAGAUGCUGGGAUUGGGGUUCCUCAUAUUUUCCGUGCUAUUGCGAAUCAGUGUGGAGGAGUGGAUAAAAUGUCGUACAGUAAAAGGAGCAUGUAUAACCAGAUUAGUCGGCAAAGGCGGAUGCUUAAAAAUGAUAGUGUGACUGCAAUGCAAUUCUUGGCUCAAUUGGAUUCCAAGGAUGACAACUUUUAUUGUGAGCACAUUGUGGAUCAGGAUAAUAGACUGCAACAUCUGUUUUGGAGUGAUGGCAUUGGUCGGUUGAGCUACCAGGUAUAUGGUGAUGUGUUGGCAUUUGAUGCCACAUAUGGGAAAAAUAAGUACUUGCUGCCAAUAGUUGUGUUCUCAGGGGUAAACAAUCAUAAUAGAACAACCAUUUUUGCUAUUGCGGUAGUUACAAAUGAAACUGAGGAAACUUAUGUGUGGUUGUUGGAACAAUUUUUGGCAGCAAUGAAUGGUAAACAACCUGUUGCUGUUAUUACAGAUGGUCACCCAUCAAUGAGGAAUGCAAUUAGGAAGGUGUUUCCGAAUGCUUACCAUCGUCUUUGUGCAUGGCAUCUACUUCAAAAUGCGAACAGAAAUAUUGGGAACCCUUUGUUCACUCAAGGGUUUAAGAAUUGCAUGUUUGGUGACUAUGAUGUGGGAAAAUUCAAGAGAAAGUGGGAUGAAUUGGUUUUAAAGCUUGGUUUGGUAGACAACUCUUGGGUACAAGAUACAUAUGAGAAGAGAAAAAUGUGGGCAUCGGCUCAUUUGCGGGUUAAAUUUUUUGGUGGAUUUAGGACCACAUCUAGAUGUGAGGGUUUUCACUCUGAGUUAGGCAAAUAUGUUCAUUCCCGGCAAAACUUGACAUACUUCUUACAACAGUUGACUACAUGCGUGAAGCAUAUGCGAUAUAGAGAGCUGGAUGACGAUUGUCGUUCUAUACAUGGAGUGCCUGUACCCCAAACCAAAUUAAAAUCAUUGGAAAUGUCAGCUGCAAAGUACUUUACUGAAAAUGUGUUUCGUCUAUUUCGUCCUGUUUUGCAUCAUGCUCCGUUGCUGAAAAUUGUAGAAUGCAAGGAUGCUUUGACGUGCUCAAUUUAUACUGUGGCUAAGCCAAGUUUUGGGGCCAAAGAGUGGCAUGUUUCUUUUUAUCCGGAUAGCAAAGACCUGAAAUGUUCUUGUAUGAAGAUGGAGUCACGGGGCUUACCAUGUGAGCACAUAGUUGCUGUGUUAGCGCAUUUAAAAAUGGAAGACUUUCCUGAAAGCAUUAUUUUGAAAAGAUGGACCAAAGGUGCAAGAGAUGGGCUUUAUAGUGGUAAGGAUUUUCUCAACGAUGGAUGGAAUUCUCUAAAGAGCAGUAGAUGUGGAGCAUUGAUGGAUCUAUAUAGGGUUCUGGCUGAUUUAAAUUCUGAUAAUAUGGCUGAUUUCAAUGAUGCAAGAGGAAAGGCCAAUGAGCUAAUUCAGCAAAGUAAGGCGAAGAAGUCAUGUCAACGGGAAGGUGGAGUUUCAUUGAGCCAAAGUGAUCUUUUAAAUUUAAAGGAUCCCUUGCAUUUAAGUAGGAAAGGUCGUGGUGGAAAAAACAAAUCAUGUUCAGGAUUGAAGGCGGAACGUACCAUCAAUUGUUCGAUAUGCAAGGAAGCUGGCCAUAACAAGCAAACCUGUCUUAAUCGUCCUCACGGUGGUGAAGAAAUUAACUUCUUUACUUCAGACCUUGAUGUUAACGAGGUUGAAAUUGGCCUUCCAGUAAGUGAUGUAGCAUAUGAAAUGAAUGCCACAACAUUGUCAUGA